Candidozyma haemuli is the source of this 2781-nucleotide messenger RNA. RefSeq names its product Age1p (gene AGE1). The record is from RefSeq and is a predicted model, not a curated record. Gene Ontology annotation, biological process: intra-Golgi vesicle-mediated transport. Gene Ontology annotation, cellular component: cytoplasm; endosome; trans-Golgi network. The transcript has a single exon. The coding region runs from base 1 to 2781 and encodes 926 amino acids. NCBI's taxonomy places the organism in Eukaryota, Fungi, Ascomycota, Pichiomycetes, Serinales, Metschnikowiaceae. Gene Ontology annotation, molecular function: protein binding; GTPase activator activity.
AUGGUCACUAUAUUUCCUUUGGCGUUUCCCUACGCCAUACUACUGCCUGACACAGCACGCCUAUCACGACUCUCCAUCACCAACGCGGAUGACUCCGAAAGAUACCAGGCGCAGAUAACCGAGACCAACUGCAGCUCCAUCUCCAAGAUCAGUACCCAAACACGGGAGCGUCUACCGGGUCCAUUGAAGUAUGUUUCGAACGACCUGGCGGCAUAUCCACUUCUUCUUUCGGUACCAGGACAAUUCAAUAGGUGUAAACUACAUUUGCAGUUUGCCAAGAAGACCCUACACAGUGAACAUUCGUUGGUAAUUCUCAAGACUCUCGGGGACGACACUAAUACAGACCACCUUCGGGAGUACCUUCUUCAGGAUGACUUGGAAAGCAAGUCUAGGGAAGUUUCUGAAAUUGCUUUCUCGAAGUUUGAGCCUGAUUCGUCAUAUGGAGACAAUUACGAUAUCAUAGUCAAUGACAUUUAUGACCCUGCCAAGUUUUCCAACGGAAGGAUAAACUACUACCUUUGGGAGUACGAUUCAACCAGAAGACAUCACUCAUUGCUUCUUAAUUUUUCGUUUUGGGUUGAGUCGGUGGAGGCCACAGAAGAGCUUCGAUCCCCGCCACAGCCACUGCGAGACAAAGCCUUACCUUGCCCACCAGGGGAAGACGAUUCGAUAUUUACGCUAUCAGAAUUUAAGCGGGCUUUCGUUUUUAGUACUGUUGAUGGUCCCGAAUUCAGAGGAUGUCUCACAGGCUAUGAGAAGAAUAUACCAAAGCUACGAAAGGCUAUCCAUGCUUUGCUUGAGGACGCAAGCUACAUGGAGUCAACCUUUAGAAAGAUUAUCAGUUCAAAAAGAAGUGUUAUAGACACUUUGGAUAUCUUGGUUGACUCACAAUUUAACCCUUUGCUUCAUAGGCUCGACCUUCCCAGACUGUUCCAAAAGAAUCUCCUCACAUUCUUUGAAUCUAUUGAAAAGCGAAUGACGUUUAUCCUACGUGAUGUUUUGAACUCGACAUUGUUAUCCAAGAUGUUGACAUACCUUUCAGAUGUCACUCCUCACGAAGGAGCAGAGACGUCUCCUGCUAAGAAGACCUUCGAGAAGAAUUCAAAAGAAUACUACGAUUGGCUUAAUAAGUAUCUUUCGAACGAGAAAGACAGACCAGAGCUGAAGCUUCUCGUUAAGAGAAAGAACUUUGAGCUUUCCAAGUUUGAUUAUUUGAACGCCCUCAAUCUUGCAUCGAACAAUCAAUAUUUCAAUCAGUUUUUGGAGAAUGUGCUAAAAUUUUCAAGUGUGAAUUUUAAGAACCAAAGGUUUGAUAUCAAGGAAUUUAAGAUGAAUCAAAGUCUCUUGAAUAAUGAUGCGAGCGUCUACUUAAACACCAUGUCAAGGUUUAACAGUGAAAAACUUCAGUAUCGUCAAAUGAUCGAAGCAUGUGCUAAUAAUGAAGAGCUUUCGGAGGUGGUGAAGAUGAAUCCGCUCAACCCAUCUAAAGAGAUGUUGGAGUCCGAAGGAGCUGUGCAUGGUAUCAUGUCUUCUGCUAAAGUGGAUCUUGUCUUCUCUUCCGCUCCAGGACAACGUUCCGUACCCACUUUGGGAUUCCACCAGAACACUACUCCUCUGAUUUUGAUUGAUGAUCAAAACUCAGAGAUUUCAGGAAUACUUUACGCACUUGGAGGUAAAGGUAAACCGGGAUGGCACAAGGAGUGGGUCGUUCUACGGGACGGUCAAUUGAAAGAAUAUUCGGAUUGGAGGAAAGGAAAGUCUCUCAUCAAUAAACCCAUCGACAUUGCAUUGGCUAGUGUUAAGCCUAUCACUUACGACAAGCGCCAGUUCUGCUUCGAAAUUAUGACGUCGAAGGGUCAGAAACACGUUUUCCAAGCCAUUAAUGACGAUGAUAGAGAUAAGUGGAUUCGGGCAUUGUACAAUGCUGGUCAGAUUACUCAGAAGCUUUUAGCGGAUGACAAGAAGAGAAAAUCCAGCAAGCCAAAUCUUCACCUUGAAAAGCCUUCGUAUCUCGGAGAUGAUAACGACGACGAGAAACAGGGGUCACCGGUUUCCAUCAUCUCAAAUUCACUCGCAUCAACAGAUCCAAAAGAAAUUGACUACCUACGGGCUGUGCAUUCCCUUCCCCAAAGCUUGAACAACUACUGCGCUGAUUGUAGCUCGACAAAGUCUGUGGAAUGGAUAUCUCUUACGUUUUUGGUUACGCUUUGUGUGAAAUGUUCCUCAUGUCAUCGCAGCUUGGGGUCGCAUGUCACCAAAGUGAAGUCUUUGAAACUCGACAAUUUUGAAAACGAGAACAGAGUGCUUCUUAACUACAUUAAUAAUUCUCGUGUUAAUUCAUACCUACUGGAUGAAAAGCGAAAAAUACAUCCAGAGGUUGAUAACGAUACACGGUUAUCGUUCAUCAAAGACAAAUAUGUCAACCGAUCAUUUGUCGACAGGUCGAUCAACUUUGACGAGCUUUUAGUUACAGCAGUUCGGAAGAUCGAUAUUGCCAAUGUGAUCAAGGCGCUUAAUUGUGGAGGCAACCCUAAUCUUCCAUUACAGAUGGGAUCCCUGAAUGCCAAUUUCCCACCCAUUACAAUUAAUAUAUUUGAGUAUUCCCUCCGAAAGUUGGUGGAAGUCGACGAGGAAGGCACUGUCCGUGAAUACUUUGUUAUUUCGGAACUUCUAUUACAUCAUGGCUGCAAUAUUGAUAAGAUCCACGAACUUAACGUUGCACUUAAUCACACAGACGAGGCCAAAGGGUACUGGAACGAAAAGAAACUUCGGUUAAAAUAG